Molecule: messenger RNA, 716 nt
Organism: Brassicogethes aeneus
Lineage: Eukaryota; Metazoa; Arthropoda; Insecta; Coleoptera; Nitidulidae
Source: the annotation of a GenBank genome assembly
AUUGACGUUUGUCAACGGUAAUUUUCAAAUGUUUGUAAUCUGUUCAAGUUUUAAAACGUAUUUUGCAUAUAAAAAAUAUUCAGAACCAAAAUGACGACGGCAACGCAAAAAACUAAAAACGCUAUUACCUUAAAAGGUUCUUCGGAGAUUGUGUGCGAUUAUUUAAAUUAUGGUAUUAAUUCUAUUUUGUACCAAAGAGGUUUAUAUCCACCUGAAACGUUUCAGACAGCUGAGAACUAUGGGUUAACUAUAUUAAUGUCCACAAAUGAGAAAAUCAAGGAUUUUUUAAAAGCUACGUUGGAUCAGCUUAAAGAUUGGUUAGUGGAUAGAACUGUAAAUAAAGUAGCCUUGAUCAUUUCAAAUGUAAAAACCCUGGAAGUUAUGGAAAGAUGGGAUUUUAAAGUGGAAUAUGAAGGAAACGUUGGCGAUGGAGACUCUGAACAAACAUCGGAAAAACCGUUAAAACAAAUAAAAAACGAAAUUAGGGAUGUUCUUAAACAAAUUGCUUCAUCUGUUGCCUACUUACCGCUGUUAGAUUGUUUAUGUAGUUUUGAUAUUCAAAUUUAUACCAAGAAUAAGGUGGAAUUGCCUACAGAAUGGUCUGAAGCUGAACCAGCUAACAUUAAGAAUGCUCAGUCUGUUAAAAUGAGGUCUUUCUCCACUCAAAUUCAUAAAAUGGAAACUGUCGUGACAUAUAAAAAUGAAGACUGAUUGUU